UUAGGUACGUGCGUAUCUGGCUAUUUACGGCACCGAUUUAUAAGUAAAAAACUGUGACCGUUUUUUUCACAGCGUGCUCGAAGUCGGUGUGUGCAUCAUGGGACCUAAAAAGAAAACAAAUCUAUUUUAUGGUAAAGCUAAAUCUUAUUUAGUUUGUAAUUUUCCAAUACCAGCUCAUUUAAAUAUGGGCUGUAGAAAUGGACAUGUACUGCAUAUAUUGGCAACUAACAAUGAUUCAUACCAAGUAACUGUAGAACUAAUCAGUAAGUAUUUUAACAUCAACAUUUUUCCCAAUCAGAUUCUGCAACUAGUUAGAAAAUCAAAAGUCUUUGUAAAAGCUUUUUCAUGAAAUUCAAAACAAUUUAUUGACAUCUGCAACAUGCUCUUUGAAUACCAACCAACAACAUCUGGUGUGACUCAAACAUCACAGUUAAUCACAGCCUCUAAUCACAUAGCUACGUGUUCUUCAUUUUUUUCUCAGCAAAUCGCUGUUUCGUCUCUAUCAAAUAGUGACUCUUCUCAAGAAUCAUUAUCCAGGUUGAGAGCUGACCAGGUUAGUCCCAGGAAAAAGGUUAUGAGAAAGAGAUUAACCAUUUUGGAAAACGAAAUCGCAAUUAAAAAGAGAAAACAUAAAGAAGAUCUUAAAGGUUUAAGAGAAAAGGCAAGAGCUAGACCAUACAGAUUAAAAUAUCUAAAUCAAGUUAUUGCUCGUAAGGAAAAGAUAAUUCAUCAACUUAGAAAAAAAUUAAAAGAAAAUUUUUUAAAUAUACAGUUAAAAAAACUUCAAAAUCAAAUUUUUUAUUUGAAACAACAGUUAACAUUCACCGAAACCAAGUUUUUUAAUCAAAAGACAAUGUUAUCCCAACAACUUGCUGACAAAAAUUCUGCAAUUCUUGUACUUCAAAAUGACAUACUGGUUUUACAGGAAAAGUUUGAAGAUAUUCAGCAAGUAACACAAAACACCAAAAAUAAAAAAUGCUACUCAGCAGAUAUCAGAACACUUAUAUAUGACAUGCUUAUGUGCCAAGCUCCUACACAUAGUGUGCCAUCUCUGCUCCAUAAAAUUGGAGAACAUACUGGCUAUCAAUUUAGUCAAAUUCCACAUCGGACAACUGUAGAACAAAUGAUGCGUGAGCUUGGUGUUCUUUCAGACUUACAGACUGCUGAGAUAGCAUUUACAACGAAAGAUCUGACACUUGGUUUUGAUGCAACAACCCAGGAGGGUGUUCAUGUAAAUGCUGUGCACUUAACAACCGAAUCAGUAUGUAUGGUUGUAGCUAUUGAUCAACUUCCUGGAGGUACAGCUUAUGACUAUCAGAGUCAUAUUACAAAAUCUGUUGAUAAUCUUGCUAAGUUAUAUAGUGACUUCUACAAGCUUAAAUACACUGAUGUAAAAAGCACUAUUAUCGGGAACAUAACAAAUACCAUGAGUGAUAGAGUUGCAACAAACCAUGCAACAGUCUCAAAGUUAAACCUAGUUUGGCAGAAAUCAUUAAAUGAACUUAACUGUCACCUUCACCCCUUGGACACAAUGACAAGCUCUUGCAAGUCUUCACUUAAAGCAUUAGAGACUUCAAAAGGGAAAUUUUUUGGAAAAGACUGCAUAGCAGCAAACAUUGUUGUACAGCUGAACAAACUUCGUUACAAGGAUGCUAAAGGCGAUCCAAAGGGUUUUGUAACCUUUUUGGACCAACAUGAGUUGCCCAGAGGAUUGCUACCACGCUAUAGAGGGAACAGACUACAUAUACUUUUUCACACAUGUGGUAUUUUGAUCCAUCAUUAUGCCAUAUUGAAGAUAUUUCUGUGUUCUGGCUUGGCGUUAUGUGGAGGUCUGCGAAAUAGUUUGUUUCAAGACUUUACAUCUGAAAUAGAUAUACCACUAUUAUUUACAAUAUUAUAGGUUAUAGAAUGCAUCUUUAUAACAUAGUAAUGACACAUGAUUAACAAAGAAUAAAGACAAAUUUUAUUUUUUGUUACUUAUUAACUAAUUUACCUUAGGUAUCUGUGAGUUGUGUGUUUUAGCUUUAAUUGGAAAGCUACUUUCUGGCCCUUGGAUGACAAAAUUUUAUAUUGCACCAGAUACAGGACUUGACUACAUAUCUGGCAUUCAGGUAGUAAAAGAUGUUAGGAACACUCUUAUUGAGAGCAGCAAGAAUCCCUUAUCUCUACUUAAACGAAAAACUGAUUUCUUUGGUAAUGAUAUUAAAGAUGUUGUUUUUGAUUCAAUAAUCAGCUUUUGCCCAGUAACUAAUGAAAUGAGUAAAGCAUUAGGUGACUGUCUUAAUGCUGUUAUUAGCGUCAUUGACAGGCAGUACAAGCGUCAGUUCGAAAUGAGUUCUAAUGAUCUUCUUAAAGACCAGACUAAGUCAGCUAGGCUUCACAACAUUGAUUCAGAAGAACUUUUGGGUAUGUUUAGCGCUGCAAAGCACAAAGCUCCUAAUGCUACUCUUUGUUUUCUUUCUUCGAAACUUCGUGCUUCCAAAAAUAAAACAACUGCUCUGCUUUGUAAAAACAAGUUGAUAUUAUAUAUUAUUAUCUCUAAUGUUAGGAAAAAUCGAUUUACAAGUAUGCAAUGUCAUAAUGAACUGAAGUUAGAACUGCUAAAGCGAAUGGCGGUAAAAUUCAGAAAAGGGAGGACAAAGACCGCAGAAAGGCAGAAAAAAUAUUAAAAAGUAGCAUGCCCGAUCAGGUAAAAGAAAUGUUUCCUGACCUAGAAAAUAACGAGGCCUCAGAUAUUGAAGAAAUUCUUAUUGGAGCUGCUAUUGGAAGAAGUAUUUGCCACAUGUGGUUCGAUAAUGCCAAUAACACCCAUGAGGUAUAUUACGGCAAAAUUGUUAGCAUUAAAAAGAAGAACAAUGAUAUAUAUAUAUAGUUUCUUAUUGGAAACCAAAAGAAAAUGAAGAUGAUGACGGUGUUGAGUAUGAUAUGAGCAAAUAUCAACUUUCUGCAGACAUAAUAAGCGGUGAUAUGGUGAUAACAUAACAGAAUUGUGUAAUAAUAAGGUAGUCGGGUAGUUACCGACAUCCAACAACCAGGGUUGACCUGGUUACAACGUGCUAUGGGAAACCAAAGCUCGUUUACUUUUUGACAUAAGCAAAUUGCUUGGCUUAUGACAAAAAUAAUGUUUAUCAUUGAUGUUUUUCAUUAUCAAUGAUGGCAAUGCAUUUUUCUAUCAAGUAUAACAGAGUUUCGCUUGCGUGGAUUGAGAGAUGUUAAACAGUAUUGAAGGGUCGGCUAUCGAUUUUUUUGUUUGGUAAUGGGAAGUUUGUUGUGUAUCAGGAGUUAAGUGAUUUUGAAUUUUUUAACUUAAUAAAUCAUUCUCAUAUUUAGUAAUCUCUAAUGGGUUUUUCAGUUAUGGUGCUAAAUAUCUAAUGCAUUUUCAUUUAUUUUUUAUUGCAAGGUUUUAACAAUAAUGGCAAUUUGCUACUGUGGAUAUUUAUGUUAAAGACCUCAAGAUUAUAUUUAUUAAUUCAGUUAAACAUCAUGAUGAAAACUACAUGGUUGCUUCAGUGGGUGUUGAUCUUUUUCAUAUCAAGAUUAAACCGAUAUUAUUGGAUGUGGUUUCCUUUGCGUACUAAAGAAUCGACUCUUUCUAUCUAUGGAUAUCACAGUUUUGUUUGCUUCAAAAUCUAGGCUUUUUUCAAAGCUUUCAAAUUCUGUUAAUAACAUUACUGAGCAAAAAAGAAUUUUUUUUGUUAAA
This is a messenger RNA of Hydra vulgaris (swiftwater hydra), 3700 nucleotides long. RefSeq lists its product as uncharacterized. NCBI's taxonomy places the organism in Eukaryota, Metazoa, Cnidaria, Hydrozoa, Anthoathecata, Hydridae. The record is from RefSeq and is a predicted model, not a curated record.